Molecule: messenger RNA, 7174 nt
Organism: Oncorhynchus mykiss (rainbow trout)
Lineage: Eukaryota; Metazoa; Chordata; Actinopteri; Salmoniformes; Salmonidae
Product: guanine nucleotide-binding protein G(I)/G(S)/G(O) subunit gamma-12
Biological process (GO): G protein-coupled receptor signaling pathway
Cellular component (GO): heterotrimeric G-protein complex
Molecular function (GO): G-protein beta-subunit binding
Source: RefSeq, a predicted model, not a curated record
GAUUGAGCAACAGGCAGGCAGGCAGACUCACAGUCACAGGCAGACUCACAGGCAGAGGGCGCUCUGCAUAUUGAGAAGGAGAGGAUGGGAAGAAAUGUCACAACUUCAGUCCUCCAGUCAGCGUUCCCACGAUUCCAUGUAUUCAGCGAGAAGGUCGUUCCCCGUCUGUCAUCCAGCUGCGCAAUUUAGCGAAGUCGCGGUAGGCGCAAAUGCGACGGAGUUGGUCAUAACGCCCUAGACCCUUUCCACUUUGUGCUUGGAACCGAGUCCAUAACACAGAUAAAGCCACUCACACACAGCCGCUGCUCCCAAAUUGUGGACGAGGUGUGUGGAGACCAACAUAUCUUUCGAAGAUGCAGAGUUCCAGUAACACUGCCCGUGCCAGGAGGGCAGUCCAGCAGCUGAGAAUAGAAGCCAGCAUUGAGAGAAUUAAGGUGUCCAAGGCCUCAGCAGACCUGAUGCACUACUGUGGAGAACAGGGUAAAUACGACCCUCUACUCAUGGGUAUACCAGCCUCUGAAAACCCCUUCAAAGACAAGAAGCCAUGCACUAUAUUAUAGUAGCGGAACAGCUGAAUUAUCUUAGCUUUUUUUUUAUUUGUAUUCUUUUAUAGGGAGAAAUAUACAAUGUUAAUACCGGUACACUAUUUGCCUUAAGGCCAGCCCAGUCCCACUCCCCAUGUUUCCUUGUACUUUAGGUUGAUUUCAAAAUGUUACCUUAGGGCUCUGGUCAAAAGUAGUGCAAUAUAAAGGGAAUAGGGUGCCAUUUGGGACUCAUUCACUCUCUCUUUUAAACUAGUGCCAUUUUGGUAGAAUCAGAAUCAUUGGUCCUCUCUCUCUCCAUCAUAUACAACAAUUCAUUUGUGACCCAGAAAAAAAGGGUUUAGUUUAGUUCAGUCAGUCAUGAAUAGAUAGCUCAUUCUGAGGCUCCUCUCAACAGAGACUGGUGUUCUUUCAGAUUGUUACCAUAUGUUAUGCAGACUAAAGACCAGCUGGGUUUGAAAUGGGGGUUCCCAACUUUGUCAUGUUAACACUAAAACAGUUCCUUUAAAAUGUACAUCAACUUACUGACAGCAAAUGUAUUUUACAGUACAGCUACUGUAAUCCAUUUCACUGUAAUCCAUUUUACAGUACCACAAAUGUUACUGUAAUCCAAUUUACAGUACAUUACUGGAAUUACCCAUGCAGUAGCAUAUUAUCCAGUGUUCUUUGCAAAUGUUCAUUUUUAGAUUUACAUUUUGGUCAUUUAGCGGGCACUCUUGACCUUAGCAGCUUACAGUCAGUGCAUUCAACCAAGGUUGAUUAAAAAAAACAACACAUGUCAUAGCAAGUAAAACGUUUCUUUAACCGUAGAUACUAUUUUAUGUCUCUGUGUCCAGUACGAAGGACGUUUAAAGGUCGUUUCGCGAGUCAAUGCUAACUAGCAUCAGCACAAUGACUGGAAAUCUAUGGGUAAACUGACAGUGACUACAGAUCAAAGGACAGGGCUAGCUACUCAACCAUUCAUGGUUUUGAGACUUGCUGCCACUCUGAUCUACCCCUAUAUACAUUUAAUUGUUAGGGAACUACUACCACCUAUCACUUAAAUUGGUACAGCACUCUCACCAAUGGGUGCAACAAAUAUGGCCGCUUACAAGACACUCCUCAAAAUAUAUUAAUGAGUGAGAAACAACAAUACCAUAUACCAGUUAGGGAUCAAAAGGUUUUUGGCUCUCCAAAAAUACUGUAUUGGUAAUGUAUUAUAAAUUACUGGUAGCAAUUGGCCAGUAAAGUUUGUAGAAUUCCUAAAAUACAGAAUAUUACCGUAUUCUGUAGGGGUACAGCAUUCUCACUCAUUGGUGCAACAAAUAUAGCCUCUUACAAUUUACGUUAUUUUACUGUGCACUACAAUGUUUUACUGUUGAAAUUACAGAAAAGUUUUAGUGUGCUGUAAAACAAAUGCAUGGUAUUUUACUGUGCCUUCUAUGAUAAUCUACUGUAUUCAGUUUAUACAGCAUCAUACUGUUGAUUAAUACAGUAAGUACAGAUACAAUUACAAAAACAUCUAACAGUGCACAUCAGCUAGAGCAUAAAUCAUGUCAAUGGCCCUAAAGCAUUGCAGUUGCAGCACGCUAGUUUAAACCUUUAAGCUCCUGAUUGCGUCAGUCAGUCCCCACACAGUAGCCUCUUCGGAAAACAAUCAGCCUAGUUUGAAUGCUACUGAUAAGCUUGUAAUAACCCUGUUAUGUAAAUCAGCCAGUCCCAUGACACAGGAGUACACUAACCAGUGCUGAUGGGCUGGUAAACCACUGUAUGUCUUUGUUCCAAAUGGCAUCCUAUUCCCUAUAUAGUGAACUACUUUUGACCAGAGCCCCAUGGGCCCUUGUUAAAAGUAGUGCACUAAAGGGAAAAGGCGGCCAUUUGGGACUGGCCUGUGAAUGUCCCAUCAAAACAAGAGAGGGCAGGCUGGCCAAAAGGUCAUGGCCUCUGUGACAAAUGAACACACUCUCAAAGGGUGCCUGUCAUUCUGUAAGGGAAAGCAUCUAGCUUGCAUCCACAGGGCCUGAAGAAGGUUAAAGGAUGACCACUUCACCAUGUCUAACAAGCAUUGUUUUGUUUCUGCAAAGACAAUGUCAGAGAUCAUUUUCUUUUCAGGCGCGGGUAGAGGGUGUGGGGGGGGUAUCAAUUCAGACUAUCCCACUUCUAUGUAAUUGUUAUGAAACUCAGACUAACCUUUGCCUUAGAAACCAACCUUUGUGACUUUGCAUAGUUGUCUCGCUUGUAUGUGGUACAGUAGAUAGAUAAUGUAGUAACAAUAUGAAGUAUUGCAGACCACGGUACACUAAUAUUAUGUAACCCUUUAAAUGAGUGUAAUAUGCCUUACGUUGAUGUAAAAGAUGUUGGUCCAUAAUGUUAUCUCUACAUAGCUGAAGCAGAGGAGGUAAGAUCCGUCGGUGCCAUCACAAUGACAUCUAUCCAAUGUACCAGCAUCAGAGGAAACAUACUGUACUAGCCUGAGUGCCAGUCUGUAUGUGCUAUCAUGCAAACUCCUUGUGACUCAUUUUCUUGGCAAACAAUUGUGAAAACUAGGGAUUAAGCAAGAGCACAAACCGAUCUGGUACCAGGCUAGAAAUGUGCAGGUUUUCUGAUUGUAUUUUAUUGCCAGUACUUUUAGUGUUUCAUUCUGAUAAUGUUUAAUUGAUAAAUGUACGACUUCUAUCCUGAAAGGGAUUCCGUGAACUUUGUGUAGACUGUUAUUAUGAUUUCUUCUUGAGUUUUAACAUUCCAUGUUUACAAUAACAAUACAAUAAUAUUUUCUUAUUUCAUGCUCUCACAAUGGUCAUGAUGGUCACAGUGGUUGAAUAAUUGUUAUUGUGUGUGUGGGAGUAUGCAUUUGUGUAAGUGUCCCUGUGUGACUUUGCACGCGACUGGCAAAAGCAACUCGGUAACCAUUGUCAUGUGCAGUAGGGCAUACUGUAGCUAAAACUAUAGUUUCUUAUUAGACAAGUUCAGGUAGUACCUCCCCAGUUCACUUCACUUUGCACCCAAUGAACACGACCCAGCUUAACCAUCCAGGGCCUUAAUUUUGAAGUAGUCUUGCUUCGGCAUCUCACCACUACCUUUCAACCACACUCCUCAAACAACACUAGGAUAAUACUGUGAACAACGGAAUCACUACAUUCCCAGUGGAUGCAGGGAGCACAUCUACGCUGUCAUUUGUUUUGUUAGCUAUUCAAAUAAUAGAGACUGACUGCUAUUUGGAUGGUCAACUGACCGCCACGGAGACAGGCUGCAGCACCAAUUAAAACGUUCCCACACCACAUGGUAUGCUAUUUGUCUCCCUAUUCUGGGAAAUCUCGGCAACCCAGAACCAAAGAUCUCACAUUCUACUAUUUAUGUUACGCUCACUCCACAAGAUAUUAUAUUCUGUGGCUUUGAAGGCUCGCUUGAAGUUGCGUGUUGCUGUACGAUGUGUUUCUACACUUGCCUCUUCUCACUGUCACAAUGUCACUGCAACGACAUGCUGAACUUCAGUCGAAUCUAGACUAUAUGUGUGUUAACACUUUUUUUUUCUUCUUUCCCUUGACGAUAAAUUGAUGAUAAUACAGUAGGGGAGAGCGAGGUAUGUUAUCACACUUCUCACGAUGUCUAACAUCUACUGGGCACAACGGAUCACAAUGGUAACGAUGACAUACAAAUGAAAGAAGGAAGUCUUGGGCACAUAUGUUGCAUUCAUUCCAGCUUCAUAUCUUACAUAUCUUCACAGUUUUGCAACAGCCUAGUUGACGUACAUCCGUAUCUGACUAAUCAGACUCAUCUUCAGAGUCACAGUUCUGGCACACAUAAAUUGCCUGGCCUGAGGUGCAAGCAUCAUGGGCCCAUUUGUUGCAUCUCACACACUUCACCCAAGUCUCCUUUGGAAGGCUGUUUGAAAAUGGCUGCACACAGACGAGGCAGAAGCUCUCCUCUUCAUCUGAUGACUCUUCUAUGAUUUUUUUUCUUUUUUUAGCUGCCUUUUUCUUUGCAGAUCCAGAUUUGGACUCCUCCCCCUUGCUUCCCUUUCUUCGGAAACAGCCUUUUGCUAUAUUGUGCCUUAUUCUUUUCCAUUUCUAGUACCUGCUUUACUGGUGUCAUUUAGAAUUGCUGUUUUGUGCUGUUUUCUUCCUUUGCAAGCUGAUUUUCGGGGGCCAGCUUUUGCAUAUGGCCGGAUAUCCUCUGGAGAUGGUAGUCCGCUGUCAGGAAUGGCAUUGCUGGGCAAGGGUGAGCUGCUGCUAGCAUAAGAACUGGGCGUGUCUGAGCUCGUGCUAUGCAGGGCUAGAAUAGUGCUGGGGCCUGGCAGGGCUGGAAUGUUGCUGGGGCCUGGCAGGGCUGGAAUGUUGCUGGGGCCUGGCAGGGUUGGUGCUGGGGCCUGGUAGGGUUGGGUUCUGAAUGGGGCCAUCUUUAACGUAAGAUGGUGCAAACUCGGUUUCCAUAAAUACAUCCCUGUUGUAAGGUUGUACCCCAGCCACCCUAAAGCCAGCCUGAAUGUUCAAGGGGGUUGCAGCCAGAGGAUAGACGAUUGCCACAAUCCCAGGAAUGUCAUAAAUGUAACAUUGUCUCCCCGGGAUUGUUCCUCAUCCGGCAUCACAAGCAGUGUUCAUGUGCCUCUUUAGCGACAUGUAGACAGACCUAUCUAAGGGUUGAAGCCGAUGAGAGCAAUGGGUUGGGAUAAUUGAGUCCAUAAUUGAGUCCAUCAAUGGACAGAUGAGACUCGUGGUUUUGUCCAAAAGGAGUAAACAGGGCUUCUCCUUGGAGAAUUUCGUAUGCUGGACAAAAUGUUUCAGGAAGUCAACAAAGUGCACAUCUUUCAUCUAGCCAGAGAGAUUUGCCCCUCCUUUGCUGCCAGGUGCCCCGUUGAUCAGGAAAUGAUCGCGGAAGUUGACACAGGGGAAUAUAAAAUAUGGAGGUAUACUAUUCCUUGUGGCUGAGACAGCACAGGCCAGUGUGACGAGGGUUCUCCUUUCAGCGGAGGUCAGUGACCCUAAUUGUUUGAAUCAACGUCUGCCCACCACUAUGCCAGGUUUAUGUACAGUGAUCACCCCAGUUUCAUCGACAUUCCAUAUGUCUCCUGGUCCAAACUGAUAUCUCUGUAGCACUUCUGCUACAUUGUCGAAGAAAGCAUUAACAUUUUCUCUGUUGAAGCUACUUGCCCUGUCAAGGCUAGUUGCCUCUGGCUUUCUCAAUGACACCGCUGGGUGCCGCUUUAAGAAGCCUGUAAACCAUUCUAAGCUGGUCUUUUCUUUUUCUGCCCACAUUGGCACGAACUUCAGCUGGUGUGCCACAGCAAACAAAUAGGCAAGUCUUCUGACCUCACUUGGCGACAGACCAAAAUAAAUGUCAGCUGACCUAGUAAUAUACUGAACAAGCUACAUCUCCAAAUCAGGUGGAAAAAAACUGCCGUGGCUUUGAAUAGCCAACCACUGUUGUUGGCAUGGCUGUCUGACUUUCACCUUCUUCUCUGGUAACCUUUUGAAAAUACAGAGUCAGAUUACGGUCAUUUAUGUAAAAAUCCUUCGCUGUACUCCUGAUUGAUUUGUUCUGAAACUUCACCUGCCUCACUGCCUUUAACAUUGUUUCAGGUGGUGUGCUGCCAUUCUGUCUUUUAUCAUUUCUAACCAUCUUUCUUUCCUUCCUUUCUUCUUUCCUUCAAAAACACAUUUCCUCAUUAUAUACUCAUUACAGGCUUAUUAUGCCCACCUCACCGUCUACUAUCAUUGUUGCCACAUUGCAAUUCAUAACACCACACUAAAUUCAUGACUGUGUGUGUGUGUGUGUGUGUGGAUAUACUGUCUCAUAUAGUAGGCAUGUAGUGUGUUAGUAGAUACAGGUGCGCACACACCACACACCACACACACACACAAGCCAGAGCCUGUCUUCUGUAGUCCAGGGAUAUGUCUGCUGCUCUAAACUAUAUGUACAGUAUAUAUAAUAAUACAUUUAUGGUAACAUUUAAUACUACUAUCAGAGCUGAUUACACAAUAUCACAUUUUUUUAAGCCUGUUCUAUGUGUACUGGGGCAAGUUGUCACAUGUAAAGACUUGCCCCAAAGUCAUUAAAACAACUUACCCCAAACUGACGUGUGCUAAUGUUGGCUAAAUCUCAAGGUUAGCUCAACAUAGGACUGCAGCUAAAGUAUCAAAAGACACGUUAUUGUCUUCUCUACUCAGUGCAAAAUUAUAAUUUUUAACAUUCAUACCUAACAAAGUUUUAUUGCAUAAAAUGUAAAGUGCCAAUUUUUUACUUUUGAAGGGGAAAAAUAACAAACUUGUGCUCACCUCAGAUUAGAGUGACCUUGACCACAUGUGAACAGGAAGUUGACCAUAGAACAUGUAGUCACACAAAGUAGCGAUUUGAUUUUUUUUUAGAUAGCGCCUCUAGUGUUGGAGGUAUGACCAGUUUGACAACUUACCUCGCUCUCCCCUAUAUGUUAUUUUGAUGUAGGUGUUCCAUUUGAUUUUUGCCGACUCAAUUCAUGUUACAAAAGGAUUUUACAGUUUUAAAGCAAACUUUUUUUUUCUCUCUGUGACAAAUACGGAUACUGGAUUUGAUCUCUGGUACAUAUUGUCCAUGUGGAUAUUUUUCCUGUGUCAUGUAAUUUUUGCAUUAUAUUCCCAAUUUUGACGCCUUAUAUUUGUAGAUGUUAAUAAAGGUCUUUA